UUCCUUUAUUUUUUCGAUAUCCUACAAAAAACGAAAUAAUAUUCACAAAACAUGGCAAUGGCCUUUAAGGUCUUAAACUUUUAAAGGCCCCAAAGUGCUCUUUAAAGCAGGGGGCGCCACUUAUCCGUGAUAUCUAAAACGUGCACGUGCACUUAAGCACGGUUUUAAUUGACUUUUGAUCCACUUCUUUAGUCAUUCACGCUUUACACAAUUUAAGAAUAGCAUUCAUAAGAAUUUAAAUGAAAAAAGUGAUAUUCCUUUGAAAUAUAGUUUGUGUUAAAUAUUCCAAGUAGUAGAGUUAGCGAUUUCCAAGAUGACGGACUCAGUCUGCAGCGCCCUGGGAAUCGACAGGGUAGACUUGCGAGGAAAACUGACCCUCAUUGAAGAGCAGCAUGGCAGCGAUGCUAAUUUCCUCAUAAACUCGUUCAUUUCCUCUUCCCUGGAGAAGAGUCAAGGAAUUUGCCUCGUCCUCUUUCACAAUACCUUCGGACACUACCACAAUAUAGGUAUGAAACUAGGAUACAAUCUGAAUGUCUUGCGAGAAAGAGGCCAGGUUUCAGUCGUGGAACCGAUGAAGCUCAUAGCGAGCAACAUUCAUGACCUGGGCCAUGAUUCCGUGGACGCUGCGAACGUAGAUUUCAAUGAGAAAUGUCCCGAGGAAGAUCUUGGCGUUCCCAAUAUCAUGAAACUGGAUCCGACCCUUGUGCGCAAACUAUUUUUGCCUCUGAGGAAUCAAAUAUAUGAACUGCUGAAACACCAAGAGUCUGUAACAGUGAUUAUCGAUGAUUUAAGCCACCUUUUCGAUCUACGGAUGAGUCUCCGGGACGUGUGGUUUUUUGUCAGAUAUUUAAGGUCUCUGAUGGAGUUCGAACAAUCUCUUUCCAUAUCCAUUUUGACACACACGUACAAAGCCGAUCCUGAUUCUUGCCAACCGGAUCUCAUCGCAGUAGGUUUGAAACACAUAUCGCAACUGAUUAUAGUUGUUGAACCUCUGAGUACGGGUCACGCGAAAGAUGUCUCUGGAAAGAUGAGCAUUCGUUGGAAAAUUGAUUCCGUCAGGACGAAGUACAACUGGCCAGAAAAGGCCUCAUACCUCUUCAAGUUGCUGGAUCGACAAGUGAAAGUUUUCGCUCCUGGUGGUGCUGUUCUUCUCUCGUAAGAAAAGUUACCGAGAUCAUUUAAAGUUUAAAAAACGUGAUGAAGAUCCUGCCUCAAAAUAAUGGAAGGGAGGCCCAGAGCGGAGAAACUGCACGAAAGGCGAAAUUUGUUUUAAUCAGAAAGACUUGAAAGCUAUUUUAUUUAUGUUAAAUUCCACGGUGAACUAUUCUUGUUGUACUACUUUUAAAUAGUUCACGCAUUUUUUUAUAUGAGUUUAUAAGUCGUCGCUGCUAUGUGUAUUACCGAGAAAUAUAAGGAGAAUUUUUUAUAGAAACUAUUUUUCCGCAGGAAGUAAUUUCUCUUUUUUUAACUUAAAUAUUUAAAAUAUUUAAUAUAAUUAAGAACGCAUUUCAAUUUUGAUUCAAUGAUAAAUGCAAUUUUAAAAAGUAAAGAAUUACAAUUGAAGACAUGAGAGUGACAACUGGAUGAAGACCAAUUUUUUGAAAUUCUGUUUUUAACGAUAAUAGUUCAUUUUUUAUACUAUUUGUCAAUACAUAUUAGGGUUAUGUAAAAAUCAUUUCUCCUUUCACUCGAAAAAAUAAGUUAAAAAAUAAUCUUAUCUUGUUAUUAUUCCCAUGUCUUCAAUUUCAUUGAAUAUUCUGGAGUUUCUAGUCCUUGCGUAAGCCUUAGAUUGAAUGUAUUUUGAUAUUUUACCUCAUUGCAGUAUUAUGGGAAACGUUUGAUCUUCGUAAUGCAGUAGUAUUUUAAAUAAGGAUGGCAUGAUAGUAAAAGUUUAGACAAUUUGAUCAAAGACUGCGGUACCCUUAUGUUUAAUUAUUAUAAUUAACAGGGUCCUUUCUUAAAAUUUGUUAUUGUUCAGUAAACUAUUCCAAAAUUGUAUUAAUAAUUUUAGAAUG
Molecule: messenger RNA, 2015 nt
Organism: Belonocnema kinseyi
Lineage: Eukaryota; Metazoa; Arthropoda; Insecta; Hymenoptera; Cynipidae
Gene: Elp6
Product: elongator complex protein 6
Exons: 2
Coding region: 314-1159 (281 amino acids)
Biological process (GO): tRNA wobble uridine modification
Cellular component (GO): elongator holoenzyme complex
Source: RefSeq, a predicted model, not a curated record